Molecule: messenger RNA, 1986 nt
Organism: Penicillium roqueforti
Lineage: Eukaryota; Fungi; Ascomycota; Eurotiomycetes; Eurotiales; Aspergillaceae
Product: S9 family peptidase
Exons: 5
Coding region: 1-1986 (661 amino acids)
Biological process (GO): proteolysis
Molecular function (GO): serine-type peptidase activity
Source: RefSeq, a predicted model, not a curated record
AUGGCUACUCCAGUCACAGCUCCGUUCGGCCAAUGGAAGAGCCCAAUCAGCUCUGCAUUGCUUGGCGCUAGCGGUGUUCAGUUUGAAUCCAUCGCGACAUCUAACGGAAAGGUUUUUGUCAUCGAGGGUCGACCCGGAGAGCAGGGACGAGGCUGCGUCGUUGAAUACUCUGGCCUUGAAGGACGCGAUAUCUUACCGGCCAAAUAUGACGCUCGCACCAAAGUUCAUGAAUAUGGCGGCGCAUCGAUGAUCGCCUUCAACGGACAGGUCGUCUUUUCUGAUCGGGAGACACAGGAUUUGCACAAACUCGAUCCCUCCACCGGUCUUGUUGAACAGCUUACCACGACAGGCACUGAUCUCCGCUAUGCAUGCACCUCUGCUAUAGGCUCUUUGUCAGAUAGUCAGGCGGACUCGGGAUGGCUCUUGGCGAUCGAAGAGGACCACUCCAAGCCCUUGCCGGCGGAAGUUCGGAACCGACUCGUCGCGGUACACGUGCAGUCCAAAAAGAUAGUCAAUGUCGCCUCCGGCGACGACUUCUACAGUGCUGCUCAGUUUUCCCCCGAUGGCAGCAAGAUAUGCUGGACCCAGUGGUCUCAUCCAGAUAUGCCUUGGACAGGAGCUCGCCUGUAUGUUGCUAAGUGGAACAAUGGUGAGGUCACAGACGUUCACCAUGUGCAUGGUGUGCCUAAGAAAGAAAGUGUCAGCCAGCCACGAUGGGGCCUUGAUAACACGUUGUACUUCACGAGCGAUGUUUCGGGGUAUUGGCAGUUCUAUCGGUUCAACUUUGACACUCUGGAAAGCCAGCGUGUGGCCCUGCAUGGCCUGGAAGAGGUAGAAUUUUCGCAGCCAGACUGGCGUCUAGGAAACUGCACAUACGUGUGUUUGACUCCAACUCUAAUGAUCGCGUCGUACAACAAGAAUGCUCGAUGGAGCUUCAUUCUGAUAGAUCUGUCGAAUGAUACCUGGCAAGACCUGAAUGUGCCAGUGACGGACACGGUUAUUUUGGCAGAUAACCCCCUCUCAGACACAAAAAUCGCCCUUCUUGGUUCCAGUGAAACAAGCUUCAGCACUGUCUUCACAUUGGACAUCGCCGAUACCGUCAAGCUCACUCCACUCAGGGUAGCUUCCGAGCUCCCCAUGCCAAGUUCUCUUGUUUCCAAGCCAGAGCAUCUAUCUUUUCCAAGAGUCCACGGUAAGAGCUUGGAAGGAGUGGCACAUGCCAUCUUCUACCCACCUCAGAACCCAGAUUAUCAAGCACCUUCUGGAGCGCUGCCGCCUUUGAUCGUCUGCGUCCAUGGCGGACCAACAUCGCAAACCGGAACUGGCCUAAAUAUCACGGACCAAUACUGGACUUCCCGAGGCUAUGCUGUUGUCUGGGUAAAUUACGGAGGUAGCUCCGGAUAUGGCAGAGCAUACCGGGAUAUCCUGAAUGGACAAUGGGGAAUCCUCGACACAGCAGAUGCUGCUAGUUGUGUGUCAUACCUGGCAUCGUCUGGCCGAAUUGACCCCAACGGAGUCGGUGUUCGCGGCCAAAGUGCGGGCGGAUACAUCGUACUCCAAGCUCUUUGUGACUACCCUAACCUGUUUGCCGGUGGCAAUUCUCUGUACGGAAUCGGCAAUGUCAAGGCGCUCUGUGAGGAUACUCACAAGUUCGAGAGCCAUUACGCAUUCGCCCUGUUGUUCGAUCCUGAUGCGGAUGAAGCCGAGAAAAACCGCAUUUUCCGCGAACGCAGUCCCUGUUACAAAGCGGAUAAGAUUACUGCGCCACUGUUAUUGCUUCAAGGAGACCAGGAUACGGUCGUUCCUAUGAACCAAGCAGAGGAAAUGGUCGAAAUGAUGAAAAAGGCUGGUCGUCAUCCUAAGUUGGUGAUUUUCCAUGGAGAGGGACAUGGAUUUCGGCAGGCAAAGAGUCGGAUAGCGGCCGUGGAAGAGGAGGAGAAGUGGUGGCAGAAAGGUUUGUUGAAGAUGGAUGAAGCGGAACUUUGA